GAUAACUCACGAGAUAGUUACAUAAAUUAAAAUAAAAGAGCUCAUAGCUUAUAUCAGCUAUAAAAAGUUGAGUCCGGUGUUCGAGCUCUGGGUGACGUAAGAGCUCGUACGACCCGUGGGUUUGUGGGCCGGAGCCAAUCGGCUCGUUGAAAGAAAGAGUGGGUCCAAAAGGGAGUUUAUCGGCAGUAUCAGCCGACCGCCAACCAGUUUUCUGAUUUUCAUCUCGCCUCAUCUUCCGAGCUUCCGUUUUUUCUCCCGCUCAACUUCGGUUAUUUUUGUGCCACCGCAUAGCCCACCUAGUUACGUGCUGCGCUCUCACCCUCGAGGAUUACCCCGUUUUAAUCGGAAUUUUCACUGAGCGUCGGAUCGAUUCCUGCCUAGCCGGUGGUUUUUCACCGUAGAUUUAAGGAUAUCUUAUCUGGAGCCGAUACAGCAUGACUGGAGGUGAGUAUCUCGGAUUAACAAUGCCUGAAACUUCUCUCGUCAACGGAUACCAAGGAAACGGACACAUGGAGCCCGAAAUUCCUGAUGGCGAGAACUUUCUUUUCACCUCCGAAUCGGUCGGAGAAGGACAUCCAGAUAAAAUGUGUGAUCAAAUCAGUGACGCUAUCCUUGACGCCCAUCUGAAAGAAGAUCCAGAUGCAAAAGUUGCCUGUGAAACUGUGACGAAAACUGGAAUGGUCCUUCUUUGUGGAGAAAUAACGUCCAAGGCAAAUGUUGAUUACCAAAAGGUCGUGCGAGAUACAAUUAAACACAUAGGCUACGAUGAUUCCUCUAAAGGUUUUGAUUACCAAACAUGCGCUGUGAUGCUUGCUAUCGACGAACAGUCACCUAACAUUGCUGCUGGUGUUCAUAUUAAUAGAUCGCAAGAAGAAGUAGGAGCUGGUGACCAGGGUUUGAUGUUCGGUUAUGCAACAGAUGAAACUGAAGAAUGUAUGCCCUUAACGGUUGUUCUGGCUCAUAAAUUAAAUGAAAGAAUAGCUGAUAUGCGACGCAGUGGAGUAUUCUGGUGGGCACGACCGGACUCUAAGACCCAGGUCACCUGUGAGUAUUGCUUCCAGCAUGGUGCCUGUGUGCCCCUGCGAGUGCAUACAGUUGUGGUUUCAAUUCAACACUCGGAAAAAAUUACCUUGGAAGAACUUCGCACCGAAAUAAUGAACAAAGUCAUCAAAGAAGUGAUACCGACAAAGUAUUUAGAUGACAAAACCAUGUUCCACAUCAACCCUUGCGGCCAGUUUGUUCUGGGAGGACCAAGAUGUGAUGCUGGUUUAACGGGCCGAAAGAUCAUUGUGGACACAUAUGGUGGAUGGGGAGCACAUGGUGGUGGUGCAUUUUCUGGCAAGGACUUCACAAAAGUGGAUCGUUCAGCUGCUUAUGCCGCGCGGUGGGUUGCUAAAUCCCUAGUUAAAUCAGGACUCUGCAGACGUUGCCUUGUCCAGGUUUCUUAUGCCAUUGGAGUCGCAGAACCCAUCUCCAUUACUUUAUUUGAAUACGGAACAGCAAAGAAAACUCAGAAGGAACUUCUUGAAAUUGUCAAGAGGAACUUUGACCUGCGGCCUGGUAAAAUUGUCCGAGACCUGAACCUUCGUAACCCAAUUUACCAGAAAACGAGCACCUAUGGACACUUUGGACGCGACAUUUUUCCGUGGGAGCAGCCAAAAUUGCUGGUCUAGUAUUGUAAAAUUCUUUACUCUAGUUUGAUUCGCAAAUUUUUUUACAAUGAGUAAUCCAUUGUCUCUUGCACAGUGACUCUCUCAGCCUGUUUGUUCGCUGCUAAGUGAAACUCCUAAUUCUAAGUCUUUUCGCAUGAAAGUAUCGCAGCUUUUGCAAAGUCUUGAAUUCAUUGUUCUCCUAGAGAAAUUAUUUUUCACCCAAUCAUAAUUUCAUUUCAAACUAUCUCUGUAGGGAAAUUUUCUGAGACAGUUCUUUGGAGGACUACUAAAGUAUUUGUUAAGAUCGUUAACUUAAAAUGGCAAACUUUAGCAAAACUCACCAUUCCCCGUAAGUUUUCCUUUUCAUUGAAUUAAGUUCAUCAUUUUUUUUAUUCUACACACCAUUAACUUCAUUUUCUCAUUGUAGAAGUGGAUAAUUGAUCUCUGCUACUAAUUAGCAUUCCCAACUCGAGAAAGAAGACACCGUCUCUGUGUAAGUCUAAUAAAAUGGACAUAGUAUUCCUGUAAGUUCAUUGAAACUAUUCUUAAAGAAUUCACCUAAAUGAAGUCAAUAACCUUUAUUAUUUCUGGUUUCAUGAACAUUAUUUAAACAAAAGAAUUAUGGCUCAAGCUUCUUAGAACAAACGAAUUACCUCGCAUGUUGUUCAAAAGAUCUUUUGAUCAUGAAUGUUUUUUCUUUGAAUGCUUUUGUGAUCCAACUGGCUUCGUACUGUCAAUGAAAUCUCUUGCCAUUUUGAGUUACCUUUUUCAAUCCUUUUUCAAUUUAGUUGUACAUAGUUGUAAUUUUGUUUGCCGUUUAUUUUCUCUGUAGCUGCUAGAUUUAAUCGUUACGUCGAUAAUUUUAUUUUUGAUUUCAUCAUCCAAAGAAUAUUUUUCUAACAUGAUGCAAAUCAGAGCUUCAGUAGACUUAAAGUUUAUGAGCAAAUGAUUUUAGAUGGACGAGGUUGUUUAUCAGAGUUGCUCUAGCCACGAAUUUUAGUUUAAAUUUUCUAUCAAGUGAUUUUGAAGCAUCUACUCAGCUGAUUCCAUUCAAUCAAUCAGAAGUUUAAAUUUCGAAACCUUUUCUUUUAAUUAGAUGAUUGCGAAAGUUGUCUUUAAUCCUCUUAAAUUAUUGCCUUUUAUAUUAUCUGUGCUUUUCCUCAUGGAUUAUUAAUGAAUUCUUUCACUAAAACACAAGUGAUAAUUCAGUCCACAUAGGAAAAACAUGAGCAUUUAUCCACCAAAUUGUCCUUCAAUUUUUUUUUGAUGCAUCAACUCUUGUCUGUGGAUCAGUGUUUAUAUUUGAAACACUACAUUGGUGAAGGAGACUUUUGAAACUUUCAUCUAAUUUUAUUUUCGUCUUAUGCCCCCUUCGUUCGUUUGUUUUGAUUUUUUUUAGUAUAAUAAUGAUAACUAAAUCUGAGUGUUAUGUAAGGUUUGCAUAUAAUCCUUCUCGAGUAAAAUGUCUUUUAGCUCAGGAGCUAAGAAGCAUAAACUUGUGUGAAAAUUAAUGAAUUGCCAAUCAUCUUGGCCUUCGCUUGUCAAAAAUACAAAUGAAGCAUUAACUUUUCUGAGUUGCUGGGCAUUUUAAACAGAAGUAGCAUCAUUCUGGAUCAAUGAAGAUGAAAAAUAUUCCAGUAUCUCAAGAAUACUAAGAAAUGGAUAAGGCUCAUUUCAAGUGCUCUUAAUCGGAAAAUAUAAGAAUGAGUGUAAUUUUUUACUUUCAAUUAUCCAAGGUAUAUGAUACCCUCUCGAGCAGAUUAUAAUUAACUCAUCUGGUUUGCAUAAUUAGUAGAUAAUUUUAGUCCAAUUAUCGCACUGAUCGUCAAUCACAUUUCGUUGUUAUCACAUAUUUUUAAUCUAUAGUUUUUUAUCUACUCAUUGAAUAUUGGAAGGAGGAUAAUUAUUUUGACCAAGCUCGAUUAUAACUUCGGUUUUGCUUUUUAUUAAAUCAUCGUGUUUGAUUAUGCUAUCAUCCUUCCACUUCAAUUUUUUCCAGCUAUAUGAUGGACGAGAAUCACCCUAUUGUUUUAAGUGUAUGAAUCCUUUUUCAAAUGAUCAUAAUAUUUAUUCUAUAUUUUAGCCAUUAAAAUAUCACUUUCCUGUUUUCCCCUUUUCCAAUGAUCAAUCAAUCAGUUUAAAUUUUGUUGCAUUGAUGAGAAUCACUGUAAAUGCUUUAAUUUUUAUCUCAUUUAAUCAAGUUUGAAAAUGUAAGUUUUAUGUUUAAAACUGUUCCAGUCAAGACAAUAUAUCUUAUCAAUUUUUAUCCAAUCUGCUUAAUUUGAUUUCACAUCAUUUGAUCAAAGAAUCUUUAGCAAUUAUCCAGUAUCAAGCAAUAUAGCAGAAAAUCCUCCGUUUCAUUAAGAUCACACUUAAAUUUGAGGUAUCCAAUUUCUCAGAAUUGUUGCAGAAAUGAGCCUAUGGACUGGUAGUCUUAUCAUUGUAGCUCUUUAUUUUAACUCCUUUUAAAUUAUCGUUUUCCCCCCUGAUUAUUUUCUAUCAUCAAUGUAUGUUUGAUGUCAGUCAGUGCUCCCAUGGAAUUAAAUUGAUCAGAAUUCCCAAUCCUAAUCUGUCUUGUAUUAUUUUUUAAUAAUGUCUUAAUUUAUUUUCUGUGGAAGAUAGUGUAAGUGCGAGAUAUUUCCCUGUUCUUUCAUUUCAUGUAAUGAUCAAUUUCAAUUUUAAUAAAUGAAAUAAAUUUUUCUAAGUGAA
Molecule: messenger RNA, 4361 nt
Organism: Bemisia tabaci
Lineage: Eukaryota; Metazoa; Arthropoda; Insecta; Hemiptera; Aleyrodidae
Gene: Sam-S
Product: S-adenosylmethionine Synthetase
Biological process (GO): S-adenosylmethionine biosynthetic process
Molecular function (GO): methionine adenosyltransferase activity; ATP binding
Source: RefSeq, a predicted model, not a curated record